AUGGCUUUGUUGACGCCAUUAUUCGCUUUUCUGUACCAUCUACCGCAGGUGUACAAGUGGCUGCUGAAGCCAUAUUAUGUAGCAUCCCUCUUCAUGUCUAUAGCAUUUCUAGCUGUCCGCAAAACGCCCGGCAUCUGUGACCGUCUGGCCACACAGCGAGAAGACGGCAACUCCUGCGACUUCGACUGGAGAGAGGUGGAGAUCCUCAUGUUCCUCAGUGCCAUCGUGAUGAUGAAGAACCGCCGGGCGAUAACUGUGGAGCAACAUGUGGGCAACAUCAUCCUGUUCAGCAAAGUGGCCAAUGUGAUCCUGUUCUUCAGACUGGACAUCAGGAUGGGGCUGCUCUACCUGACGCUCUGCAUAGUGUUUUUGAUGACCUGUAAGCCUCCUCUGUACAUGGGACCCGAGUACAUCAAAUACUUCAGUGACAAAACUAUUGAUGAUGAACUGGCGAGAGACAGCCGCGUGACGUGGAUCGUCGAGUUUUUUGCCAACUGGUCUCCAGAGUGCCAGUCCUUCGCGUCUGUGUACGCUGAUCUCUCUCUCAAGUAUAACUGUGCUGGCCUAAAGUUUGGCAAAGUGGACAUUGGACGCUAUGGAGAGGUUUCCAAAAAGUACAAGGUGUCAGCAUCUCCACUCUCCAAGCAGCUUCCAUCUUUGGUGCUGUUCCAAGGAGGGAAGGAAGUUAUGCGGCGCCCUCAGGUGGACAAGAAGGGCAGGGCUGUGUCGUGGAGCUUCACUGAGGAGAACAUCAUCCGAGAGUUCAAUCUGAACGAACUCUACCAGAAAUCCAAGAAGCUCAGCAAGACCAGAGGAGACAAGGUCAGCCAAUCCCAGUUCCCCCCAGUGCCCGAGGAGGAGGAGCCAGAGCAGCAGGGAGCUGAAGCCCAGGGGGCGGAGUCUGAAUCCAAGAAGGACAAAUAG
Messenger RNA from Oreochromis niloticus (Nile tilapia), 924 nucleotides. It is a transcript of the gene tmx2b, whose product is annotated as thioredoxin-related transmembrane protein 2b. Gene Ontology annotation, cellular component: membrane-bounded organelle. The record is from RefSeq and is a predicted model, not a curated record. Gene Ontology annotation, biological process: brain development. Lineage: Eukaryota; Metazoa; Chordata; Actinopteri; Cichliformes; Cichlidae. Bases 1 to 924 code for a protein of 307 amino acids. Gene Ontology annotation, molecular function: disulfide oxidoreductase activity. The transcript has 8 exons.